Molecule: messenger RNA, 3334 nt
Organism: Sphaeramia orbicularis (orbiculate cardinalfish)
Lineage: Eukaryota; Metazoa; Chordata; Actinopteri; Kurtiformes; Apogonidae
Gene: cep97
Product: centrosomal protein 97
Exons: 12
Coding region: 236-2566 (776 amino acids)
Biological process (GO): negative regulation of cilium assembly
Cellular component (GO): centrosome
Molecular function (GO): protein binding
Source: RefSeq, a predicted model, not a curated record
CGGUUUUUAGCAAUACUAGCGCGACGCAGACGGCGACAAGUUUGUAGUUUUUUCAAGCUACAAAUACACCGUUCGUCAGAGAGCGAGGUCACUCAUUCAAACUACAUUUCCCCAAACCCCCGUGGUUACGUUUUGAACCAUUUAGCGACUGGCAGGCAAAGGAGGCUUCUUGUCUUUCACACUAACGUAACAUUACUGACUGCAGCUAACAGUGUUCAAUAACUGCAGCGACAAGAUGGGUGUAUCGGAUUUACAGUUUGAUACAAAUGCUGGACCUGUGGUGGAUCUUUCUGCCCAGGGUUUGCAAAAACUGGAUCCCAACUUCACCUGCUCUGAGGACACUCACACCCUCAUCCUGGACCGAAACCACAUAAUGAAGCUGGAUCAUAUGGAAAGGAAUCCAGGCCUCCAGCAGCUUUCUGUGGCCAGUAACCGCUUGGUAAGAAUGAUGGGUGUAUCUCGGCUUACAGAGUUAAGAGUCCUCAAUCUUCCCAAUAAUAGUAUUGGUUAUAUUGAAGGACUAAGAGAUAUGCCUCACCUCAAAUGGCUCAACCUGUCUGGUAACAAUAUAAAGGUCAUUGAACAGCUAAACAACUGUGUUUCCCUUCAACACCUGGAUCUGUCAGACAACAACAUAUCUGUCAUUGGUGAUUUGACUAAACUGGUGGCAUUAAAGACACUUUUACUACAUGGAAAUAGCAUUACAACACUUCGUACAGUUCCUGCGCACCUACCUGCACAUUUAUCCAUUCUCUCCCUGGCAGAAAAUGAGAUUAGGGAUCUAAAUGAGGUGUCUUACCUAGCACCUCUACAUGAGUUGGAGCAACUGUCCAUAAUGAGCAAUCCUUGUGUUAUGGCUACACCCUCAUUACCAGGAUUUGAUUAUCGACCAUACAUCAUGAGUUGGAGCUUAAGUCUUAAGGUCCUGGAUGGUUAUGUAGUGUCACAGAAAGAAGGUCUCAAAGCAGAGUGGCUGUACAGUCAGGGUAAAGGACGGUCAUAUCGGCCGGGGCAGCAUGUUCAGCUGGUUCAAUACCUGGCUACUGUUUGCCCUCUGACGUCAUCGCCGGCUCUGGAGACAGCUGAAGAUGCCAAGCUGGAGAAGAUCCUGAGUAAGCAAAGGUUUCACCAGAAGCAACUGUUGGAGGAGAGCCGGGGAGGUUGUCCCAGCCCUCCUCGUCCAACCCAAUUGGAUGUGGAAAAACACAGUCCAUCACAUGUAGCCUCACAAGAGGGAGCUAGAGAGAUGAAGAAAACCACAGCACCUGCAUCAGCUGCUGCUCAGUCGGCCCAGGAUAAAGAACAUGUGAAGGAGCCAGUUGUGCAGUUCAAUACCUGGGUGAGCUGCGAUGGAUCACAAACAUCACUACCAGUGAUUCAUAGCCCAAGACUUGGAGAGGAGCACAUGUAUUUGGAGGAUGUGCAGACAGAUGAGGACAAACUCAGUAGCAGUAUGCUUUCAUCAGGGUCCACCUUUAUCCCCUUCACAUCUGACAUCGAGCCACAACCAGGCCACUCUGACAGCGAGGAUGAGACGGAAACAUUUGAACCAGAUUCUUUGGCUCCGAAGUGCCCACCACAGAAGAAGAAGCACAACACUCAGAAAGAAGAUUUUUCACCUUCAUCAGAUAAACAAAACAGGGUGACUUUGGAGCAAGAGGUCAUUUCUGCUGCAGGUCUUCAUAGCAGUAGUGCAGUUAGAGUUUGCACACUGCAAAAUGAAAUCGAAACAUCAUCUGAGGGUGAAAUAGCAGAGAGAAGUGAAGCUCCCAAGCAGGAAGAAGCUGUUAACUCUGUCACAAACUCGAAUUUAGAUAAGGCAGAGACAGCAGCAGUUAUAAUACAGUCAUGGUGGAGGGGUCAGUAUACUCGAUGUCACCACCCCAUGGCCAGAGAGGUGCGCAGUGAAAUCCGGCUGCGGAGGAUGCAAGACCACAUUGUCUUCCUCUCUGAAAAGCUGGACAGGGUGCAGCAGCAGUAUGAGGAAGAAAGGUUACAAAGGAUGGUUCAGGAGGAAGCUGUGAAGUUUUUGUGGAAACAGCUCCAGUCUAUGCAGCAGUGGAAACAGUCUGUGGAGCAGCAGCUAGCUACCAUUAGCCGACCCCCUCAGAUCUCACCUUUGAGAUCACAUGAGGUUGCAGUGGCUGUUGCAUCCAGUACCACAAACCCAGCAAGUACUGACGUCUCCUUCCCAGACUCCGGUUUCCAGUCGUCCACUGAGCAGCAGGGUGCGCAAGAGGACAGCUUCCUAAGCAGCGGCACUGCAGACUCUUUGAAAACCGUGCGUGCCCUGAGCCCCGCCCAUGGAGGUGAUGGCGUGGACAGCUCAGACUGCAGCCUGCUGGAGCAGUACCUCUCCUCUGUGCAGCAGAGGGAAGAGGAAGCUGAAGACGGAAUGAGUGAUAGAACAGAAACACCACAGCCAUCCUCACCAAACACAAAAGCAAAGUCCAACUCCCCUCUAAACAAGGCUGUAGACAAACAGUCAGAUGAACAAAGAACUGUGGAAAACACUGCAGGCGAGUCUGAGAUCCUGCACAGAAAAGACACUAGUGGGUGUAUAUAAACUGACUGUGACUGAUGUAGAGAUAUGUGGCCUACACUCAUCUUGACUACAGACCAAGAACUCCAGUAACAGUACACUUAAUUUCCUUUUACUGAAGCACUAGGUAGUUAACUGAUGCCAAGACAGCACUGAAACAUAAUAAGUUACUUUGAAUGUACUGUAUCUUAAUCUUAUUUAUGAGUCACUACUUAGAUCUAUACUGUUAUUAAAUUAACAUUUCCUGUUUGUGUAAAGAGGGGACAAUGAUGACCAAGCAUGUUUAAGCUAACUGUCGUCAUUGAUGUCCACACCGUUAAACACACAUCAUAUCCUGCAGUGCUAGAGUAGGACAGGAGUCAAACAUAGUGCAGCUAUAACCAUAUGACCAUACCAUACAUUAUGCAACAAUUAGGCAGAGAAAAAAAAAUUAAAGCCUUAGUUUUUACAAGUUGUUUUUUUUUUUGUGACGUGGGUUAAGAGAAAUGUUGCACAUUUGUCCUCUUAAAAAUAUGUAAAUAAAUCUCCUAUUAUUGUUUUCCAGAUAUUCUAUUUUGGUUUUCUUGCAACUGUGUGGUGAACUGUUUUAGGCACUAACAAUACUCAUUUUUAUUAUCAGUUGUAUUUUUCUGGAAUACAAUGAAUUCAAACAUAUUGGUCAAUAUUGAGACCAGCAAUAUCUCAUUUACACUCAGGUGUGUAUGUUUUCUAUUUAUAUCAAGCAGAGAGGCAUAUCUCCAAUUACUAUUGGUACAAUGAAUAGUUAACCAUUGAAGAUGUGGAUAACAGGCA